AAAAAAAAAAAGGUUAAAAAACAAAAGAAAGGCAUUGGAGGAUGACGCGGCCAAAUGUGCCAAACUGACAAAUAUUUUUUCAAGAAGACAAACGAGCACACGUGACCUGGCGACUCAAGCAGCACUGAUGGAGGGAAGAGGAGGAGUCAUUGAACCACAUCCUGCUUUACCCCAACCUCUCACCUCAUCCCACUGUUGGCAUGGUGAUCAAACUGUCAUUUCCUCGUGUCAUUUGAAAGCUUCAUCUAGGGGAGAGAAGUAUCCCAGAAGGCACCACAGCACAAGCGAAGAAAUCACGGUGCAUCAGGAAGAGACGGCGUGAUGAGUUCUGAACAUCAGAAGUCACAAUGGAGAUGACUCUAUUGUCCAUCACAGUGUGGUUCACUCAGUUCCUCAUCGUCUCAGCUCUUUAUUUCAACACACUGCCAACAAACACCAUGAGUGACUACAAUGAAACCACACAAAUAACUUUAGCAACAACAAAAACAAACCAAGAACCAAAGAUCCUUAUAGAUGCAACAUCUUCAUCACCUCUGACCGCAUCAACAACGCAGGACAGCAUAACAAAUUUGCCCAGUGAAGUGCAUACACAACCAAAUAUAACCCCAGAUGAGACACCCACACAGGAAACAGCAUCCCUGCAUCAACUGAACAGCAGUACUCCAACUCAAAAUGUCAUGAUGGAUGAUGGUGAGAGCGUAAGCAAUGCCAGUAAUGUGGCUAUAAGCGAUGCAAAUACAAGCCAUACAACAGUUUCCUCUAACUUUGCAAGAGUGACACCACAAAAGGAUGACAGUAAUGAAACAGGAACAACGUCAAGUGUGAGUUACAACUCUGACGGGAACACCGUUCACACUGCAGACACUUUAUCAGACCCAGUCGACAGUGUCUCAACAGUUCCUUGGAGAAAUUCCACAGAGAAUGAGGACGAGAGAACGAAAGCCAAUGAAGGAAAUUAUGAAACAAACUCCACCCAGGCCACAUUUGCUAAUAUGAACGAGGAGUCGAGAGGAACACGAGGCACUGAGGGAAGUUACACGAUCUCAAGUGAACACAGAGAGGAACAUUAUGACACAUCAGCGAAUGCAAUCGAUGUCAGUGAUACAACAGCAACAGUGAGUAACGAAUGGUCAACUUCACAAAACACAGAUAUUCACAUGACCACACCAGCUUACACAACAGAACAAGACCUCACGGUUACAAAUGCACCUGAAUAUCACACCUCAACAGAUGGAGCAAAUCACUCUACGACACAGGAGAAUAUAUACAGGUUCACAAACUCCACAGCAACCACAGGAAGAGAAAACAGGACAGGAACAGACACACCCGGUGGUACCACCACCAAUAUCAGCAUCUCUAUCAUAACCGACAACAGCCUAAAUGCCACAAACAAAACUGACACUGAAAACAAAGUGUGGCCUUCAUGUUUGGACACAAACCCAGAACCUUCUCGGCGUUCCACGCUGGUCUGUUUCCUCACAUUGUGGACUUUAGCAAUGACCGCCACCAUAUUUCUAGGAAUAACCAUUUUCCUUUGGGUGCGUCUGUCGGUCUCCAAAAAAAAGAUGAAGCGGAGAGUAAAAGGAGGUCGGACGUGUGAGAAGGAGAGCCUCUGGGCUAACCCCAAAGCUUCGGUGCAGGACAGAGUGGAGUUCUGGUACGUCAAUGGAUCCACGCUGGAGGCCGACAGGAAGGAGAAGGACAGGAGGAGGAUGAAGAAGAGAGGACGGGAACAGGAUAAUGAGGAGAACAGCCUGUGGAUUCAGCCAAGAGUGACUGUGGAUGACAUAACAGAGUUCUGGUACGCAAACAGACGCAUGAAGGAGGAGGGGACGGAGGACACAUAGUUACAAACUUUGAAAGGCACCAAAGGAAACUAUUUGGACAGUUAUACCUUCAUGCUUACGCCUAAAACACAAGUUUGAGUUACUAAAAAAGUCUGAAUAAGAACUCUGAAUGUUGUGUAUGUGAUCCUACAUGCACCUUUCAUUGACAGAGGGAUUUGUGUUCAGCUGUGCACAAAAAAUAAAAUAAAAUAAAUCAAUAAAUUAAAAAGACAUACUCUAAGUUGGUUGAACUAUUGUAUGUAGACAAAACUGACAUUAAAUUAUGAAUGAAACAGAACGAGCCUAUGCUGCCAUCACAUGCUAUUGGAAUAUGAGGUUCCCAAGCAGAAACUGGACAUAAAUACAUUAAUUUUUCCAAAAACAUUUGCAUUGUUUUCUCUUGCCGUUAAACUUGUGUAUGUUUACAUACAUAAAUAACCAUUUGAUGCUAUUAGCAUUUUUUUUUUUUUUAACCAAAAUUUUGAAAUUGUCGAAAAGAUGGUGAAUUUAUACAAUAGUGUGGGUAAUGCCAAUUAAUGGGAUGCUAUAUUUUAUUCAAAGUCCAUUAGAUAUUAACUAAAUGUCUCCUAUACAUUUUGGCUUCAGUAAGAUUUCCUCAUAAAAACGGGCAAGAAUGAACCUACCGUCUUAUAUGAUUUCUAUUCUUUUCAACAACAAAGCACUCAAACACAACAAACUUGUGAUAACUUCAGAAUUGGGAAGUAGGAAAUUUGCGAUAGCUCAUGAAGGCAGCUUUACAGUCUCAAGUUUGGUGGUGAGGGUCCAGCUAACAGAAAGCUGAGCAUGCUCAGUUUGAUCACUGAUGUUUUUGGUCAAAGCAUGGGGACUUAUGAUGACAAAUAUUUGUUUUUCAGAAUGAGAUGUUUUAGUUCUGUGAAAUAUUUUUGAUUUUAUUUUGUUGUGUUUUGUUUCAAGUCACCAUUAAAGUGUUCUCUGUGAAGUUCCCUCCAUUUCAUGCGAGUAUACACACGCACAACUUGUUUUGGUGUGUAGAUAUAACAAACUUUUCAGUUUGCUCAACAAACAUAUACACAAUCUAAGAAUGUUCUACAUCACUAUUUCGUAACACUUAAAAUACAAGUUUAUAAAGAGUAUGCAGAACUUAUUAUAUAAUGUUUACUAAAAGCACAGGCCAAUUCAUUUAGUGUAAUACAUCGUGUCCCCAUAUGUCUAUUAAAAAAAGUCCUGAAGCCGGUUGCCUCAAGUUUUCAAGUUUUUUCAAAAACAUUUUUUUACAGUGAAAUUAAAUGUAUAUGUCGAUCAGUAAAAUAACACUUCUCGGAUAUCAGACAUAUGUGGGCAUGAAGAUUGACGUGACUGCAGAAAGAUAAACAGUACUUCUUACUUGGAAAAGUGAAGGGCGGCCCACAUCAACCACAUAAAUUUCUGAUACACUGUAGAAAUAUUCAGAACUUUCUAGGUUGUUUUUGAAAAAAUUCCAAUCCCUGAAAAAAUAAACAAAUAAACAUUUGCAUUGCUUUCUCUUGCUGUUACACUCAUGUAUAUUUACAUACAUAAAUAAAAAAAUAGCACAUUU
Molecule: messenger RNA, 3384 nt
Organism: Onychostoma macrolepis
Lineage: Eukaryota; Metazoa; Chordata; Actinopteri; Cypriniformes; Cyprinidae
Product: autotransporter adhesin BpaC
Exons: 3
Coding region: 348-1847 (499 amino acids)
Source: RefSeq, a predicted model, not a curated record